AUGGUCAGUGACGAGACACCCUUGCUGCUCGCUGGGAUGAUGCUGACCGCCGAAAAAACGACUCCCACCAAUGUCAUGAAGGAGCCUCGUAUUGAGAAGCUCGUGAUCAACAUUUCCGUUGGUGAAUCUGGAGAUCGUCUCACUCGUGCCUCCAAGGUUCUCGAGCAACUUACCGGCCAAACACCCGUGACCUCAAAAGCCCGCUACACUGUCCGCACUUUCGGUAUCCGUCGUAAUGAGAAAAUCGCCGUGCACGUCACCAUCCGUGGGCCUAAGGCUGAGGAAAUUUUGGAACGUGGUCUCAAGGUCAAGGAGUACGAGCUAAGGCGCCGCAACUUUUCGGAGACUGGAAACUUCGGCUUUGGAAUUCAGGAACAUAUCGAUUUGGGUGCGCGAUAUGACCCCGGCAUUGGCAUUUUCGGAAUGGACUUUUACGUUGUGAUGGGACGUCCCGGUGCCCGGGUUGCAAGGAGGAGGCAGCAGAAGGCCCGGGUUGGUUUCUCCCAUCGCAUUAAGAAGGAGGAUACGAUGGCUUGGUUCAAACAACGCUUCGAUGGUAUUAUCCUUAAAUAA
Molecule: messenger RNA, 573 nt
Organism: Psilocybe cubensis
Lineage: Eukaryota; Fungi; Basidiomycota; Agaricomycetes; Agaricales; Agrocybaceae
Exons: 4
Coding region: 1-573 (190 amino acids)
Biological process (GO): translation
Cellular component (GO): cytosolic large ribosomal subunit; ribosome
Molecular function (GO): structural constituent of ribosome; RNA binding
Source: RefSeq, a predicted model, not a curated record